Molecule: messenger RNA, 348 nt
Organism: Colletotrichum tamarilloi
Lineage: Eukaryota; Fungi; Ascomycota; Sordariomycetes; Glomerellales; Glomerellaceae
Exons: 2
Coding region: 1-348 (115 amino acids)
Biological process (GO): positive regulation of transcription by RNA polymerase II
Cellular component (GO): nucleus
Molecular function (GO): transcription coactivator activity
Source: RefSeq, a predicted model, not a curated record
AUGUCUGACGAGAACACCAAGUCCGUCGUCGACGAGACGCCCAUCACCCACCCCGCCGGCGAGCGCAAGAACUCGCUUGAGGCCCACCUCCAACACCGUCCCGAUCGCGCCGAGUUGGUCGAGAAGAAUAUCUUGCCCGCCUCCAACGCUGCGCCUAGCUUGAUCGCCCACCAGAAGGAGCUUGAGAAGCACAUGCGUGCAGACUCUCUCAACGACAAAAUCUCCCACCGCCCUGCCCCCGAAGACCUCAUCAAGGAGGGCGUGCUGAAGGAGGACCCCCGCAGCGCCGACGACAAGUAUGCCGAGGCCAUCGAGGACGAGUACGCCAAGCGUGAGGGUGGCGCGUGA